AUGAGGUACGGCGCGCUCGGUGUGAAGCGGUACGCGGCGGCCACGCUCAUCCUGCUCUCCUUCCGCGGCCGCGCCAAGCAAAAGCGCCAUCGCGAGCGGAUCCGGCGGCUGCUCGGGAUUCAGCAGGAGCUGCUCAUCCAAGCGGUCGUGCAGAUCGACACGCGGGUGGAGCGCAAGAAGCGCGACAGCAUGUACCAGCAGUUGCGGCGCGAGCGAGAGUCACGAAAGGCGGUCGGGGAAGAGAAGCCUGCUCCCGCGACGUGCGGCGACCCGCGCCUCAGCAGCCGGCGCGUCACGGCGCAGAUCGCAAGGGCGCACACGGCCUACUUUCUGACAAACGGCCGUAGCAAAUUUUGGGGCGCCGGAUUCCAUGUCGAAAAGCUGAUCAACGCUCUGCGCGAAGCGGAGCUGAGCUUGGGGCGGCGGCGCGCCGCGGCUCCGCCGGUCCUCGUCGACGUCGGCGCGGCACCGUACAACACGAUCGGAGGCGACAUCUCCCACGUUCUGACGAUGGCGUCGCUGUGGAACGAGAGCUCGGCGACGAUCCUCGGGUUCGAACCUGGCGUGCAUCCGUUCAGCCGCCUCAAAGACUUCAUCGGCAAGGCGGUCGGCCGCCCGGCGCGAGACUGCACCGACUGCGCCGACGACGCUGGGCAAACCGCCAACGUCGCCUCUGCUGACGGCGCCUGCCCCGCCGCCGCCCUCGCCUCCGCCGCCAUCGCCAACAGCCCCGGCGCGGGCGACAACACCGCCUCGCUCGAGCGAAACUACGGCGUGGCGAGCGACCGAGGGCGCGAGGUGCGAGCGGUUACUCUCGACAACGAGCUGCGGCGGCGCGGGCUUGACGGCAGAGAGGUGCUGCUGCUCAAGGUGGAUGUGGAGGGGCACGAGCUCGCCGUGCUGCGCGGCGCCGACAAGGCGAUCGGCGAGGGGCGGGUCCCCUUCAUUCUCCUUGAGUACGGCGACAAGAUGUCGCCCGCGAUUUGGGGCGCGAUGAAGCGGAGGAACGACGCCACGCCGGCUGCACCGACGCCGGCGCUGCUCGAGGGUCCCUCCCUGUUCAGGCUGCAACGGUGGGCGGAUGGGCGGGGAUACGACACCUACCUGCUGGGCGAGGGCGACGGAGGGCGGCCGGUGCUCGUGGGGGCGACGGGGCGCUACUGGCGGGACUCGCUCGAGGUCUGCCGCGACAAAGGCCAAAAGUGGUCGCGCGACGGGCGCCUGUGGGAGAACUUCUCGGCAUGGGACCCCUCGUGGUCGGCCGUGUGUUGGUACGACGUGCUGCUGGUGCUGCGCAAGCCGCUCGAGCCGCAGCUGCGACAGCUCCUUCUGGAGCGCACCAGCCUGCCUCCGAGGCGCGCCUCCCUAGCCCUCGGUGGCAUCGCACUCGGCGCGCUGCUUCUCUUCGCCGCCGGUUCAGAGCUGCUUCCAUUCCCGGCCCAGCUGCUCCAGCUCCCGCUAAAGAGCUUUGAAGCAAGCGCAACCGUUGCUGCUCGCCCUCCCGACGCCGUAACCUCGCUGCCGGGCGCUCCGCCGCUGGACACCGUGCAGUACGCUGGCCUCGUCACGGUCAACAGCACCGCGCGCAACAAGCUCUUCUACUGGUUUGCCGAGUCAAGCCGCGUGAAGGACGACCUGGAGGAAAAGAGCAAGGUGCCAAUCGUAAUAUGGCUCAACGGCGGGCCGGGCGCCUCCUCCAUGACGGGUUGGCUGAUUGAGAAGAUCGGGCCGUUUGAGCUGCAAUCGGACGCCGCCACGCUUACUCCGACCGGCCUACCCUGGCACGAGCUCGCGCACGUCAUGAUGUGGGAUCAGCCUGUGGGGGCCGGCUACGCGACCACCGCGACCGGGACGUACGCCGCGAGCAUGGAGGAGGCAGCAGCCGACCUGCUCAAGGGCAUGACAGAGUUCUACAAGAUCCACCCAGAGUAUAAGGAUUCCGACGUGUACGUCACGGGCGAGUCCUUUGCUGGCAAGUGGAUCCCGCACUUUUGCUACCACGUCUAUGAGACAAACAAGGCGUUGGUGGCGAAAGGCGAACCGGUGGCGAUGCCGCUCGUCGGCAUGGCCAUCGGCAACGGCGUGCUAUACCCUUACCUGCAGACCGAGGCGAUGGUGACGAUGGCCACUGGGCUCGGGUACACGGAUCCGGAGAAGCUGCGAGUGGCGCGCAAGAACCUCAAGGCGUGCAAGCAGGCGCGUGCUCUCGAGGACAGGGAGCUCGAGGCCAUUGACGAGAUGAAGGAGCGGCCUGUGCCAUCUCAUGAUCUGUGGAAGAGCGCCUACUUCAAGUGCGACGCGCUCGAGAAGGUCUUUGGCGAGGCAGUCAAGUUCAUCUACGACAUCCGAUCGCCGGCUGACGAAUUCUCUGCCCUCAGCGAGUACCUCAACAAGGAGGAGGUUCGCAAGGCACUCAACGUCGGCGAGACCAAAUGGGUGCAGCAGGAUGGCGGCAAGCCGGGCAACCCCGUGAGCGACGCCCUGUGGGAGCCGCAGAUCUCGGACCUGCCGGACGAGAUGCUAGCGACGCUGUUCAAUGAGUACAAGGUGUUGAUGUACGCGGGCCAGUACGACGGCAGCAGCUGCAACGCGCUCGGUGUCGCCCAGUCCGUGGACGUGGUCGCAAACGAGGGCAAGUGGGCGGACGCGAGCAAGUAUGCGAACACCACGGCGUGCACUUGGACCGUCAAUGGCAUCCCCUCGGGCGUGCUGCGUGCGACCGGCAAGUUUGGGAACCUCGUCUUUCUCAACUCAGGCCACCUCGUUCCCAUGAACCAGCCCGCCGCGGGCUACGAGAUGAUUCGCCAGCUGGUCUACUCGGACACGUUCACCGACAUGUGCUGA
This is a messenger RNA of Emiliania huxleyi CCMP1516, 2844 nucleotides long. RefSeq lists its product as hypothetical. The transcript is spliced from 10 exons. Gene Ontology annotation, molecular function: serine-type carboxypeptidase activity. Bases 1 to 2844 code for a protein of 947 amino acids. The record is from RefSeq and is a predicted model, not a curated record. NCBI's taxonomy places the organism in Eukaryota, Haptophyta, Isochrysidales, Noelaerhabdaceae. Gene Ontology annotation, biological process: proteolysis.